Molecule: messenger RNA, 3212 nt
Organism: Centruroides sculpturatus (bark scorpion)
Lineage: Eukaryota; Metazoa; Arthropoda; Arachnida; Scorpiones; Buthidae
Product: probable assembly chaperone of rpl4
Exons: 10
Coding region: 62-1201 (379 amino acids)
Molecular function (GO): protein binding
Source: RefSeq, a predicted model, not a curated record
UAUCAAUUUCCGGAGGGCGCUGGUAACGUUACACGUGUUUAAGAGACAAGUUUGUAACGAAAUGGAAGUUGCUGCUUCGACCACAGAAAAAAUAGAGGAGGAAGAGGGAGAAAAAGAAAUGACAAACUACAAAGUAACUGUUAAGAAAAAGAAAAAGAAGAAGUCGAAAAAGUGUAAUAAACCCGAUAAGGUGCAGUCUACGGAGAAGCUACUGAAACAGGCACAGCUUCACAUUGACAGGUUUGAGUAUGAAGAGGCUGCAAGAUGCCUGAAGAAGAUACUGUGCUGCGAACCGAACAACCUUGAGGCACUGGAUUCAUUGGCGGGACUAUUCAUCGAAACCAGAGAUUUUGACCAAGCACACAACCUCUUACUGAAAAUCAUUGAACUGCGUCCGGAUGGUGGGUACGGCUCGUAUUUUACGCUAGCACAAAUUUCUGAAGGAGAAGAGUCCUUACAUUAUUAUAAAAGGGGAAUUCAAAUUCUAGAAAGACUGUUAUGUGAUGAAGGCCAAUCAACAGAGGUUAAAAACCACGAAAGUUUAAGGAAGGAUCUUACAGAAGCAUAUUGUUCAAUAGCUGAAAUUUACAUGACAGACCUCUGUGAUGAUGAUAACGCGGAAGAACAGUGUAGAUUUCACAUAAACAAAAGUUUGGAAUGUGGCCCUGAGUUUCCCGAAGGUCACCAAUGUCUGGCGAGUUUCUUGUUAAUACUGCAGAAGAAAGAGGAGUCCAAGGAAGCCGUAACGAAAAGCUUAUCAUUUUGGUUGCCUCGAUACCGAGCAGCAAGAGAAGGACAAACUGAGAAUUCUGACGAUGAACCCUUUUUAGUGAAUUAUGAUUUUAGGAUAAACACGUGCAAAAUAUUAAUUGAACUAGAGAUGUAUGAUGAGGCAUCCGAAAUUUUGGAUGGCUUAAUAGAGGAGAAUGAUUCUGUCCUGGAAACGUGGUAUCUGCUGGGUCUGUUGAAUUAUAGCAGAGGGGAAGCUUACUGGGAAAAUGCUCGUUAUUAUUUUAAGAAAGCCCUAAAGCUCAAAGAAAUUGGAGUUCCACAUGACCCUGAACAGAUUAGCCAGGUGGAGUCAUGUUUAACCGAAAUGGGUCCGGGAAGCGAUGGAGAGGAAGAUGAGAAUGAAGAAAAUGAAGCGGUCGAUGACAAUGUGGACUUUCCUUCGGAUUUGGAGGAAGAAAUGGAAAGUUAGCCUUAUUUGCAUAUUUUGUUUGUAAAUAAUAAUAAAAACUACUUGAUGUGUAUAGCAAAUAAAAGCCAAUAAUAAAUGUACAUGUUUGCUAUGUCUUGUAAUUUUGUCCAGAUUAAGAGAGGGUAUUUAAAAUUGUCAGUACACAUAUUGUGCAAUCACUUGAAUCCUAAUUGCUGAAAGAGAUUUUAUUCAAAGAUAAUACUAGCCUGUUUUCUUUUUUUCCAUCUUCCAGUUCAGGCAUGAUUUUUCAGAGGUAAAAAUUUAUGGGUGAUUGAGUCCCCCAGUCCAGCUAUUGCAAAUGUCAGAUUAUUGUCUUGAUGCAACAAAACUGACAUUCAGCAAACUAAUGAUGGAUGGAUUUUGGCAAUCCUUGCAGCUGGUUUAUCGAGCGCAUCACAAUAGCCAUUACCAUUGGCUGUUUUGCCGUGGCAUAAACGAUACCUUGGCAAUCCCACCAUAUGAUGCUCGAAGCUUGUUUAGCUUUGGUGAGUGAUGGGGUUGUCGGUGUGAGGUGGCUUUGUAAAUUCUCUGUCCAAGAAGUUAGAGAAUUUACUAAGGCACCAAGGGGAAAAAUUGGCCAUUUUUCCCAAUUUAUGGACAUGCAUACACUAUAAGGGAGAAACCUCCUGCACUCCAUUUAUUAAUAGAAAUGGGCACAAAAAUUCUUUAAAAAAAGGGUGAGGACAAUUUACAUGCAAUUUUAUCCUAGAGAAGUUAAGAAAGAAUUAUAUAGGAGAGAGUCUUGUACCUAUCGACACCUCAAUAUUAUUUUAAUUUGUUGUAGUAAAACCGUUACUUGUAGCGACAUUUCUUGAUGAAUUUGAUAACUAACAUAAACUUGAAAAAGUCAGCCAUUUUGAUUUGUUCGUCAAGAGUGCAACACUCAUUAUAUUUUUUCUGCAAAAGUAGUUUUUAAAAUCUGAUUUAAUCAUCUGUUUCAUUUGAUUUUUUGCAAGGUGAGUGAUCAAUAUUUGAUGUUUUAAUGAAAUAUUACUUUGUACUUACAAUAUUUGAAAGAUUUUUAUAGAUCCGUUUUUUUAUGACUCUCAACCUUUUCAACAUUAAGUCAGAAUUUGUACCUACGGACUGUCCUUAGGUACAUGUCUUUCACAUUUACUUUGAUCAUCAUGCAUAAAUAUUGUUUUCAGAUACCGUGAAGUAAAACAAAUAUAAAAAGACCCAAUCCCAAAGAAGAAUCGGGCGUGGCUGCAGCAAAUCUGGUUUUUAGUGGAAAACUAUUGGAAGACUGGAUACAAUGUAAAGUUUGUAAGUUAUGAUGUCAUAAAAAUUGCACUGCAUAUGAAGACUGUUACUCAAAAUGUGACCCAAAAGUUAUUAAUAAACAUUUUUAUUAAUAAUUGCUUUGUUUCAUUUCUAUGUGUAUCUGUUCUCUAUGUCCUUAGGGCUGUCCCUAGGUACAGGCAACUUUUGUACCUACGGACAAGUGACAAUUUUUUUAUUUUAUCCAUUAUUUUAUUAAAUGGCAAAAGGUAUUGCAUAAAUCAUUUUACUAUAUGAAAGACAUAUAAAGUGUUUAUGAAAUACCUUUGAACAAUCGAGAUUAAAGAAGUAUUUCCAUAUUUUAUAGUCGUUAAAAUUUUCAUGUCCAUAGGUACAAGACCCUAUAACCUUACAGCACCAUCUAUUACCAAGAAUUAAUGGUGGUGAGCUGUCUAAUUUGUGGACAUGAUACUGAGAAAACACUUUACAGCAAAAGAAAGUAUUUAUUCAAAAUGAAAAUUCCACUUGAUCUGCCACCAAAACACAAGUGCAUGUACUGCCUUCACACUUGAUUCACACAAAAGAUUCUGAAUCCUAACUCAAUCUUUGGUACCAUAAUCUAUAGACCUAAGCAAUUUGACUUGUUCAGAGGAUCUCAGCAUUAAAAAGGUAUUAUUACAAAGAAAAUCUUGUAUCUUUCAAAAGAUUUUUCUUAAAUCACUGCCAUGAAUAAUAAUAUUAAACUGAUGGGUAGGAAUAAGUACACUAAUAACCUAGUGUACUUAUAAGU